CCCAGCUACAUAAUUCAACAUACCUGUCAAUACUCUCCACCCGUUCCAAUUUUUGCAUUGUUAGGCUCGUUCAGAGGUAGCUCUUCCGUGUCCCUAGCGUGAUAAGUCCGCCGCAUUCCGCUACUCGCACCACCGGCCAUCAGCCAUGGCGGAGCUCACCUGCCUAGCCCAGCCGUCCCCUCUCCACCUCCGCCUUCGCACCGCCGCCACUCCCUCGUCGCUCUCUCCUUCGCGACGAGCCGCAGCAACGCCGGUCUUCGCGGCCUCUGCGAGGAAGCAAGAUGACGCCUCUGCAUCAUCCGCGGGCGCCCCAAUGUCUACCAUUCCCCCCGUGGCACCCGUGACGCGGCGAGCGGUUGUCGCGCUCCCAGCCAUGGCGGCUCUCGUCGCCUCCCUCGCUGCCAGCCCGGCGAACGCCAUCAUUCCCACCACCGCCGUCGCCGGCCGCGUUCCCGGCCUCUCCGAGCCCGACGAAAAUGGGUUGCGCACGUACAAGCGGCCGGCGAGCAAGUCCGGAGGGCACGGCGUGGGGUGGAGCGAGCUGAUCCCCUACACCUUCAACGUGCCGGACACGUGGGAGGAGACGCCGGUGUCGAUCGCGGAUCUGGGCGGCACGGAGAUCGACCUGCGGUUCGCGAGCAAGGCGCAGGGCAAGCUGUUCAUCGUGGUGGCGCCCGUGCUGCGCUUCGCCGACGGGCUCGGCGACAACGUCAAGAUCGAGAGCGUCGGCGACCCCGAGCGCGUCAUCACCGCGUUCGGACCUGAGAUUACCGGGGAGAAUGUGGAGGGGCGCGUGAAUGAUACCAAGGUGGUGACGAAGGGAGGACGGACGUAUUACGAGUAUGACGUGGACCCACAUAUUCUGGUGUCGGCGACUGCUGCUGGCAACCGCAUGUACAUCAUGGGCGUCGCUGCCUCUGGUCGGCAAUGGAAGAAGUAUUCAAGCGAGCUCAAGGACAUCCUUACUUCCUUCCGUGUGGGAUAACUACUCCGCGAGGCGGACUUGUAAAAAUGGACUUGCCAUGGGUUCAUCAUUAUUAGACGGUGGUGGCUUGGCAGAAUGGAUACAGGAGCUGCAUACAGUGUCAUAUGCCCCAGGACUAGUUGAUGUGCAAACGAUCACCCUUGCUUUUGUGGCAUCAGUUAGCAUUUGACAUGCUUGGUGUUAGAUGGACCUAGGUUAGGUGGUUCAUGCCCUUGCAUGUGACUUUUUCCUUGUGCAUUUGCGCUUUUGCAUUGCGAGCUCAAGAUAAUUCUCACAUCACU
Messenger RNA from Closterium sp. NIES-67, 1266 nucleotides. The record is from the annotation of a GenBank genome assembly. NCBI's taxonomy places the organism in Eukaryota, Viridiplantae, Streptophyta, Zygnematophyceae, Desmidiales, Closteriaceae.